Capsaspora owczarzaki ATCC 30864 is the source of this 1840-nucleotide messenger RNA. Its product is annotated as iron/zinc purple acid phosphatase-like protein. The transcript is spliced from 3 exons. Gene Ontology annotation, molecular function: acid phosphatase activity; metal ion binding. Lineage: Eukaryota; Filasterea; Ministeriida; Capsasporidae. The coding region runs from base 87 to 1613 and encodes 508 amino acids. The record is from RefSeq and is a predicted model, not a curated record.
UGUUCUCACUCUCUCUCUCUUUGUUCAAUAUUGUUCGCUGUCGUCGCAGUGCUUCUUCUUCGUCUUCUUCUUCUUCUUCUGUGCAAAUGUCCUCGGCGCUCGUGCUCGUCGCUCUCGUUGCAUGCGCUGCACUCGCAUCGGCACUCUCGUCCGCCCCUGAGCAGAUCCACUUGGCCAUCACGGGCAACCCGGGCGAGCGCAUCGUCUCGUGGGUCACCAUGGCGCAGACCAACGCCUCGUACGUGCAGUACGGGAACUCGCUCGCGGCGCUGACCCAGCAGGCCAACAGCGACGAGACCGCGUAUGUCACCGCCCUCAACGGCACACGCACCAUCUACCUCCACGACGCCCUCCUCGUUGGGCUGACCGUGAACACCCGCUACUACUACCGCGUUGGCAACGCUGUCUCGGGCUGGUCGGCCGUGUACGACUUUGACACCAAGAUCGACGUCCCCAACACGCCCGUCGACAUUAUCGUCUACGGCGAUAUGGGCAGCACCAACUCGGACCGCACCAUCUCCAAGCUCAAGUCGGAACUCGCAGGCGGCUUUUCGUCGCUCAUUCUGCACACUGGCGAUUUCGCCUACGACCUGCACGACCACGAUGGCAUUGUCGGCGACGAGUUCAUGAACAUGAUUCAGCCUGUUGCUGCCUACGUGCCGUACAUGGUCUGCGUCGGAAACCACGAGUACGACGGUCGAAACUUCUCCCAGUACCAAAACCGCUUUGCCGCCGUCGGCCGCUACUCCCAAUCUGGCACCAACAACAACCUGUACUACUCGUUCAACGUCAACUACGUCCAUUUCACCAUCUUCUCGUCAGAGCUCUACUACAGCGACGACACUGCUGUGAUUGCCGAGCAGUACGCAUGGCUGCAAAAGGAUCUUGCGCAGGCUGUGGCGAAUCGCGACAAACAGCCGUGGAUUAUCGCGGUUGCCCACCGCCCAAUCUAUUGCUCGAACGUGGACGACGUGCCGGACUGCACCAAGGAUGUCCUGGUGAUGCGCGACGGCCCGUACUCGCUUGACAACCUGUUUGCCCAGUACAAGGUCGACAUGUUCAUUGGCGCGCACGAGCACUCGUACGAGCUCACCUGGCCCGUCAGCCACAGCAUGUACCAGCUCUUCCCCAACCCCAACGUCUAUGUCAACCCGCUCUACACCGUCAACAUUGUUGCAGGCUCGGCCGGCUGCAAGGAAGACCUUGACUACUAUGACAAGAUUUACUACGGCCCCUGGUCCAACUUCCGCUCGGCGUCGUACGGCUAUGCGCACUUGAUUGCGUACAACCACACGCAUCUGUACUGGGCACAGAAGCUGAACGAGGGCGACCAAGGCGUGAACGAGCUCUGGAUGAUUAAGGGCAACGCCACCGAGGUUGCCGAUCACGCGCACAACUUUGGCUACGCGCCGUCUCCCAUGCGCUCGGACGCCUGCGAGGAGUACUGCUUUGUGGCAUGUGUCGGCAACGCUGUGCGCAACGGCCAGUCCACCCAGGAGGCCCAUGCCUCGUGCGGCGCCACCUGCAACUGCGUGGAUCGUGUUGCUGCCGGCCAAGCCGAGCUGAUUGGCACCGACGUCCGUGUCGAGCUGGGUCGCGUCACUCGCCACUAAGCCAUAAAAAAAAGUUGCACAGACUGCUUGUUUUUUUGUUUUAUUCUGUGUUGUUGUAUUUUGAUCGUCUGUGUUUGUUGUUGUUGUUGUUGAUGUUGUUGUUGGCUGUUUCUUGUGACUUUUCAAAUUCGAAAAAGCAGCCACACACACACACGCACACACACACACACACUUGGCUUUUUUUUUUUUUCUAUUCUUUAGUAGUAGUAGUAAACUUCACUCGUCUA